Messenger RNA from Exophiala spinifera, 801 nucleotides. RefSeq lists its product as uncharacterized. Gene Ontology annotation, molecular function: succinate transmembrane transporter activity; oxaloacetate transmembrane transporter activity; malate transmembrane transporter activity. The transcript has 6 exons. The coding region runs from base 1 to 801 and encodes 266 amino acids. Gene Ontology annotation, biological process: oxaloacetate transport; thiosulfate transport; malate transmembrane transport. The record is from RefSeq and is a predicted model, not a curated record. Lineage: Eukaryota; Fungi; Ascomycota; Eurotiomycetes; Chaetothyriales; Herpotrichiellaceae.
AUGUUUAGAACUCUGAUCCAAUUCGCGACUCGUGAUGGAAUCCCUUCUCUGUGGUGGGGAAUAUCGGCUUCCAUCCUUCGACAGUCCACAUAUUCAACUGCAAGAUUUGGGUUAUACAAUUACUUCGCUCGCGAGGCUCGACAAAGGACAGGACAACAGCGGCUGUCUAGUCCCCUGGAAAUCGCAUGCGCUGGUGUUGCUGGUGGACUUGCCGGGCUAGUUGGCAAUCCAACAGAAGUAGCCCUUGUCCGAAUGUGUGCGGACGGAGCAAAAGCACCGUCCCAAAGGUUUGGAUACGCUCAUGCGUUCGAUGCUCUGAUCAGAAUUGGGAGGGAGGAAGGCGUCAGGACAUUUACUCGAGGCAUUGGCCCGAAUGUGGUUCGCAGCGUGAUAAUGAAUGUGUCGCAGAUCGCAACGUACUCGGCCGCGAAACGUGCCUUACUUUCUAAUCCAUCACUCGGCCUGAAAGACGGCAUGCCAACUCAUUUCCUCGCGUCCUUACUCGCAGGCACUGUUGCAACCACAGCCUGUGCACCGGCCGACGUUUUAAAGAGCCGGAUACAGAAUGCUGUUACAAUCGAUGGAGUAAAGCCGAGUUUGGGAAAGAUAGUUGCUGAAUCACUUCGUAACGAGGGUCCGCGGUUCCUGUUCAAAGGCUGGACCCCAGCCUGGCUGAGGUUGGCACCAAACACCGUCCUCACCUUCAUCUUCCUCGAACAAUUGCAGAAGCUGGUCAAUAUGUCGAGAGAAAUGCGUACCGCUGAAAACCUCCCAGUGUCUGCGGCUGUUCAGAAAACUUGA